Molecule: messenger RNA, 909 nt
Organism: Encephalitozoon cuniculi GB-M1
Lineage: Eukaryota; Fungi; Microsporidia; Unikaryonidae
Exons: 1
Coding region: 1-909 (302 amino acids)
Source: RefSeq, marked provisional
AUGAACGAUAUCGAGUUAUGCAAUGCGAUGAAGGAGAUCCCAGAGUAUGGGAAUACUGCCAUUAUGAUGGUAUUCCAUCUCCUGGACAUUCUAGCAAAACACCUGCAGAUGAUGGGGAGACAUUCAGAUGUUCCGGUCAUUAUAACAAACGACGUUGCUCGGUGCUACCAAAGCGGCCACUGGAGCAAUGCAGUUGAAGAGCUGAAGAAAAGUUCUCUUCUUGCAAAGAACGAGAUCAGAAAGCUCUUGUCUCUUGUGGAGUCCUGGAAAACAAUCACCCGCAGCAACUUCUCGUACUUCCAGAGAUACAUCAGGUUUGAGUUGAGAGUAUGCGCAACACUUGAUAAGCACCUCAAGGACUAUUUCAAGAUAACGGACAUGGCAAGCAAUAUGAAGAACUGGAACAACAUAUGUGAGGUUAUAGACUUCUGCAGGUCCAGCUGGUUGAAUGAAAGCUCCUUGAAGCGCGAAUGGCUGAAGGAUUUGAAGAAUAGGCUUUUCUACUGCAGCGAACUUCUCACGCUUCUGAAUGGGAAGCUGUGCUUUGUGCCCAGAUGGGUUUUCGACAACGAAGCCUAUAUUGUUCAGAUUAUUCAGACGGAGAUGCAAAACGACCCAUGGGCACCUGCUUAUUAUCUGGAGGAGGCAAAGAACAGGUAUGUCGUGAUUACACUGGUAAGACUGCUGCACAUUGCAACGGAGAUAAAAGAGGUUGAAAAACCAUCAUGGGUUGCUGAAGACGAGGCUCGGAGAACUUCAAAGACAGAAGCGAGCAACCAAAACAAUUUGAGUGAUGAGGAGAGCAACGAGGUUGUUGAGAUCUCUGUUGACAUAACCCUUGGAUCUGGGCUGCUUGCUGCAUUGAUUGUUGUGGGCAUCAUAAUUUAUUGUGUUUCCGUGAAUAUAUGA